CUUCGAAGGUGUUUGCAAGUAUGCAGCAAUCUGAAAGUGUUCUAAUGAAGCAGCAGAGAAGACAGCAGACCCUGAGAGAAACCAGAGGCAGAAACGAGGAGGAGCCUGAACUGCCAUUGCGUCGUUUAUAACUCUGAGGAAUCAGAUUUAUUGUCCACUGGUGAAUCACCGCUUGGCUGUGUCUGUUUCUGAGUGUAGACCUAUUAAAGCAAAGAAAGCUAGCUCUACAGAGAGGAGACAUUUUUUUUUUUAUACAGAAAACCUCCCACUGCUGACCAAACAUGUCUCAACUGGGUCAAGAAGAUGAGCCAAUGCAGCGUCCUGAGAUGAGAGAAGAGGACCUUACUGAAGGAAAGAACAAACUAGGGUUGAGUGGGCCUGCGAAGAGCAAGACGUUUGAAGUGAUGGAGGACUGCGAGAAAAUGGGUAAAGCUGCUCCCUCAGUGUUCAGUCGAGGAAAGUCAGGGGCGGAGACAGCUUUGAACACUCGCUCGGCUAAACCAACCAAGAAGUAGAAGCUGACCUUUGGCUGUGUGAGAUAACACCUUUUCCUCAUUAGGGGUGUGUUGUGUUCCAGCUGUUCUCCAGUCCAUGAAGAAAUAUUUGAGUUUUAGUAAUUGAAGAAUACACGGCUGGUAUUUCACUAUUUUAAUACAGAAUUUUUGUAUUGUAUUGAAUGGUCAAUUGUAAAUGUGAUUGUUAAUCUCAAUGAGGUUUUCCUGGUUACAUUAAAAAAAAUAAAAAUCAGACAAUCUUUUUUCAUAGAAAUUUUUAUAAUUUUUACAAGAGAUUCCUUUUUGGAAAACUUGCAAGUUCUGCCAGUUUUACAGCAAUAGUAAAAUAAUUGGGGGAGAAAAAAAAGCAGCAUUUAACUGUCUUGUAUAUUUUUGAAUAUAAAAAAGAAGACCCUACCCAAUUUUCAUAAUCAA
Messenger RNA from Labrus bergylta (ballan wrasse), 929 nucleotides. It is a transcript of the gene mustn1a, whose product is annotated as musculoskeletal, embryonic nuclear protein 1a. Gene Ontology annotation, cellular component: nucleus. The record is from RefSeq and is a predicted model, not a curated record. Gene Ontology annotation, biological process: chondrocyte differentiation; tissue regeneration; chondrocyte proliferation. Lineage: Eukaryota; Metazoa; Chordata; Actinopteri; Labriformes; Labridae.